Molecule: messenger RNA, 1924 nt
Organism: Microtus oregoni (creeping vole)
Lineage: Eukaryota; Metazoa; Chordata; Mammalia; Rodentia; Cricetidae
Gene: Tceanc2
Product: transcription elongation factor A N-terminal and central domain containing 2
Exons: 5
Coding region: 513-1139 (208 amino acids)
Biological process (GO): DNA-templated transcription
Cellular component (GO): nucleus
Source: RefSeq, a predicted model, not a curated record
AACACGGAGGCAGAAUUAAAGGCUAGGCAGCGGCUGCGGGGAGGGGCCAGGGGUAGGAAUCGGCCCCUCCUCUAGCUGCACAGCGUAGGUCUUCUCCAGGACGGUCGCAUUUCUCGAUCCAUUCCACGCAUUCCUUAUUGCCUGCACCGAGUGACGAGGUUGAUUUUACUUUAUAUUUCUUUUGAAGGCAGAAAUAUAACUAACUGCUGCCGCACGAAGACAUCCAGUCCCCUGCGGCAGCGUCUCACACACAGUCACUCAACACAGACAGGAAGGAAAUCCUCCCUUCCAGUGCGGCUCACAACUCCCGAGGCUGACUUCACACUUCAGACCGCAGACGACUGUCAGCCUGGAAGACUCCCGAACACAAAGCGCUUCCGACCCAGAAAGGCGCGCGAUCAAGACGAGAAGUCAACAUCUUGUGCACGCGUGCCCUCGCGCCUUCCUCCCCACCCCCGCGCUGCUAGUAGAGUACACCUCCAUCACCUGAAGGUAGUUGGAGCCCCCCAACAAUGGAUAAAUUUGUCAUCCGAACGCCCAGGAUCCAGAAUAGCCCACAGAAGAAACAGCUCGGAGGAAAGGUUUACAAGCAAGCCACGAUCGAAUCUUUGAAGAGAGUUGUGGUUGUAGAAGACAUAAAAAGAUGGAAAGCUACGUUGGAGCUUCCUGGUCAAACCAAGGAGAACCUAGUUGUAGCCUUACAAGAAUUAAAGAAGAAAAUCCCCUCCAGGGAGGUGUUGAAGUCGACGAGGAUAGGUCACAUUGUGAACAAGAUGUGCAAGCACUCAGACCCAGAGGUGGCGAGUCUCGCCAAAGAAGUUCACACUGAGUGGAAAACUUUCUUUGAAGAACGUGUGGAUAGACCUUCUAUUGAAGUCCGAAGUGAUCCGAAAACUGAGUCAUUUAGAAAAAAUGCCCAGAAAUUACUCUCAAACGCCUUGGAAUUGGAGAUGGAUCACCUACUGGUUGAAAAUAUUGAGCGGGAAACGUUUCAUCUCUGCUCCCGGCUCAUUAACGGGCCGUACCGGAGGACGGUGCGCGCUCUGGUCUUCACAUUAAAGCACCGAGCUGAGAUCCGGGAGCAGGUGAAGAGCGGGACGCUGCCGGUCGGCACGUUUGUACAGACCCACAAAAAGUGACCCGAUGAUGGGCCCAGCGCUGGGCCUCGCGCCGCCACUCAAAGACUCUUUGAGUUUGGGUGAUGCGGGUGUCGGCUGUGCUGGAUAUACCCAUGGUGCCAUUCCUUCAGACAGAAUGCGGGGAGCCCUGGGAGACAGGCCCGUGGGAGCGGCUUCAUUAGCUGUCUUUCGGCCUGCCUGACUGGAUGCACGCGGCUGUCACGAGGAUGGGCCAUCCAGUUGCCUUCACCCAACACAAUGGAAGGGUGACAGGUUUCACUGUGAGCUUGCCAAGGACACCUCUAAACUCCCCCAUGGCAGGCAGAUGAAGUUACCACUUUAUUUCGCCACCCUGCAGGUAACUGAAACUCAAUUACGGCUGCCGCUCACUCAGUUCCAUCCCCCUGAGUUUAGACAGCUCCGGUGCCUCUCAGAACUCCCCUGUCUCUUCUCUUUGCUCAACCCCAGGGGUGAGCCCACUGGAGCCUGAGACCAGCCCUGCUUGCCAGCGCUCACUUAUCUGAGCCUUUCAGCUCUCCCUGGAAGACCUUCCGGGAUGGGCUCCUGAGCCCCCAUGCUGGGGCUUUUAAUGAGACGCUGGCCUGAAGCUUCCCGCACCUCGGGGUUUAUUUGAAUACAGGCUCUGCAGAAAAUGCAUAAUGAAAUUCCUCUCGCAGUGACUUCCUGCGGUAGGGAAAGAUGCACACGUGAAGAUUGUCAAUGAAAUAUGUCUCUGCAAGCCUGCUUGGGUGGUCACGGAGAGUGUCCUCGCUCUUUAAAAGGUAUAAUAAACGGAUACACUAAAA